AUAGAUUCAUCGUCGGAUUCGUUCCUUCCCAUGCAAAUCCAAAAAGGCGAUGAACAUAAACUGAUGGAAAAUGUACUUGGAAUUUUCAAGGACCAGCGCGUGACAAUAACAGAAGGAGCCAAAUCAAAGAAGACGAGUCCGGCACGCGACGAUACGUGAUUCGCUUGCUUGCUGACCAAAACAUCCAGUCAAUUUCGCGGGUUCAACCGAGAAAAAUAUCUGCCCACCUUCUUAAAUAGGGGCAUCACUUCAAGAAACUCAUGUUUCUCACGCAAAUGAACAGAUCUCCGACAUUUCAAGACUAGGUAGUAAAAUCAGAAGUUCUUUUUCUUUUGUUGAAGAUGUAUGUGACGCGGCCUCUGUCCAUGUACCGGCAGCAUCCCGAGGCCCUCACGGAGGCUCCGCCGGCGGGGCCUGGCUCUGGAUACCUGGUGAUCCAGGACGAGGAAGCCCAGAACUUCUGCUGCUUCGGGCUGUGCGAGGACAGCCAGCUCUACGACUUCCCCUUCCCUCAGAACAAGGACCUCACCGUUCGGUACACGGAGAGCCGCAGCAACGGCCAGGGCGGCACAAGGACGGUGUCCUACAACGAUGAGGUGUUCAUGAUCCCAGUCGUCGGCCAGCCCUUGUCCUCCAAUCAAUACUAUGCGAUUCGGCGUCGUGGGAAGCACAAAGGGGAAGCGCAUGCUAAUUCGACGGAAGAAGACAAGGGCACCUGCUUGUGCUUCCGAUACGUUCGAGACAAGAAACCAAGCCCUUUGGAUCCCGACGACAUAUACCAGAAGUUCGUGAUUUACCGGCGUGAGACAAUGUGUGGGUUCGGCGGCUUCCAUGCAAAGUCCGUCGCCCCAGAUGGGUACCCUCCAAGUUUCCUAAAGAGGAAAGGCUGGACCCUCCAUGGCAAAACGCCCAAGUACUUCUCCUUGGAUGACGAUGCGCCAGGAGUCAACGACUCUCAGAGGUCAAAGCUCCCGAGCCUUGACUUCUCGAUCGACAAGAAGAGCUCGGACCCGGUGGUGGUUGGGAAGUGGUACUGCCCGUUCAUGUUCAUCAAGGACGGGGAGGUCGGGGACCAGAUCAAAACAUCGGCAUUCUACGAGAUGACGUUGCAACAGAGGUGGGAGCAGGUCCAUGCCUGUGAUAAUCCAGCCAAUGAAGACAAUGCUGUGGAAGUGGAUGUGAUUGUUCAGAAGGAGGCCAUCACAGUGUUUGGUGAGGAAGCUGGGGAGGGCAAUGUGAGUGAUGGAGUGAUGUGGUUUAGGAGUAGGACAGGAGGGAUAGGACUGAGCAUGGCGAUUGUGGAGAGGAUGAGGUGGGAGGAAGAGAGAGUGGGUUGGGUGAAGGAGGGAGAGAAGAGAGUUAGGGUGAAGAGAAUGGAGAAGUUCAUCAAGAGCGGGUUGAGCGAGAAUUGGAAGAGGUUUGGCUGUUAUGUGUUGGUGGAGAGUUUUGUGCUGAAGAAGAGGAUGGAUGGGACUCCACACACUCACCAACUGUUGGCUUACGACUUCUUGCACACUCACCAAGUGAGGAGCAAAUGGGAGUGACGGAUUUUCUCAUCACUGUUCUGUUUUUUGUUGGUUUAAUCUUUUGUUGUUUCUGUGACUGGUGUCCAUGAAAGUCUAGCUAAGUUCUUAUGCUAGACAUGCUUGGUUUGUACUUGUUUGUUCAAAUGUUGUUCAUCCGUCUAUUUUGAGAAGUUUUGUAUUGGGUUUCACUGU
Eucalyptus grandis is the source of this 1718-nucleotide messenger RNA. RefSeq lists its product as uncharacterized. Bases 342 to 1544 code for a protein of 400 amino acids. Lineage: Eukaryota; Viridiplantae; Streptophyta; Magnoliopsida; Myrtales; Myrtaceae. The record is from RefSeq and is a predicted model, not a curated record. The transcript has 2 exons.